Messenger RNA from Loxodonta africana (African savanna elephant), 890 nucleotides. RefSeq names its product mucin 7, secreted (gene MUC7). The record is from RefSeq and is a predicted model, not a curated record. Gene Ontology annotation, cellular component: extracellular exosome. The transcript is spliced from 2 exons. The coding region runs from base 1 to 651 and encodes 216 amino acids. Lineage: Eukaryota; Metazoa; Chordata; Mammalia; Proboscidea; Elephantidae.
AUGAAAACUCUGCCACUGCUAAUGUGCAUCUGUGCACUAACUGUUUGCUUCUCACUCAGUGAAGGUCAUAGAAGGCAUGUGGAACAACAUCAACAAAGAGUUGGUCACAAAUCACCAUCUCUUCACAGAUACCCAUCUCGCCGGUAUCCAUCACUUCAAAGGCCUACCCAUCCUAGAAGACCCAGGCCUCCACCUCCCAGACCACCUCACCCUCCAAUUAAAAAUGACACCAGGGUCAACAACACCACAGAGGCUACCACCCAAGUCCCAUCUCUGAAUUAUACAUUUUCCACUGCACACCCAACUGUACCUGCUCAAAAUCCUACCAUCAUACCUACAAUAAAAAAAAAUUCUACCACUUCCGUAACAAAUCCUCCAACUACAUCCAAAACACCUUCCCCAACCACAUCAGCACCACAACCUUCCACACCCUUACGUGAAAACACACCUCCACCUAACACCACACCUAGUCCUUCCCCAACCACUCUUGCACCUGAAACUACAGCUGUACCCACAACCCAGAGUAGUAUUUCAACCACUACUCAAAUUACUACUGCUGAACAACCAACCACAUCUUCCAAUACCAGCCAAGAUGACAUUAGGCAAUUUAUUUUAAGGCUUAGAGAAUUCUUUAAGGCAUUUUUUAAAUAAUAUACAUGGUAUUCUGUCAUUUAUUAGAUAUGAGAUGUGAUUUAUGAAUGCAGAACUGUCACUUUUACUGUCACUGCCAAUCCAAAAGUGAAAUCAUAGCAUUACUCAAAUUUAAAGCACCAUCACUAAUCUUUGAGUCUUUCACUAUUCACUCCACACAAUCUAAUAACAAGAUGAAGCACCUAUAUCUCACAAACCAGGUGCAUGUCCGUUAUUCAAAAUCACUAUGUGAAACCUAC